CAUGAUUGGGUGCCAGCUUUAUAAGCACCAUCUCUUCUCUUCCUCACAGCACAACUCCACCAACAUAAAGCCCGCACCUUUUUCCGGGAAAGAACCAAAACCAGUUGAGGAAACGGAGAGAAAUCAGUAGAAAGCCCAAAAAAUGGGAAGAAUCCCUCGCCAGAUCAACAAUGGAGGAGAAUCAAACUCUCCCUCCUUUAGGGUUUCCAGCGAAGCUCAGAAGAUCAAUCGGAGCUUUGCGGAUGACGAUUGUUCCGAAUCUUUCUACCCUGAGACUCAGCAGAUAUGGGAGAAGCUCCAGAGAUCAGGCGGCGACGGAAGGAGCAACAUCGACCGGCGUUUGUCGAGGAGCAGGACGAAGAAGAAGAACCAGGUCCUGCUCGAAGGGUAUGUCGAUUUGAGCAGAACCAGCAGCAGUGGCGCCGCCGAUGAUGAUUUGAAGAGGGCGAAGAGCUUGACGGACGACGAUCUGGAUGAGCUGAAAGGGUGUUUGGAUCUUGGGUUCGGUGGAUUUAGCUACGACGAGAUCCCGGAGCUUUGCAAUACGUUGCCGGCUCUCGAGCUUUGUUACUCCAUGAGCCAGAAGUUUCUUGAUGAUACCAAUCAGAAAUCUUCUUCUCCUGCCGAGGGAAUGGAUUCGUCUUUUGAUGGUUCUCCUGCUGAUGGAGUUGCUGCUUCAGAUCAGGCUGCGUCCAGCCCUAUUGCUAAUUGGAAGAUCUCCAGUCCUGGUGAUCAUCCGGAAGAUGUGAAAGCAAGGUUAAAAUAUUGGGCUCAGGCUGUUGCUUGUACAGUCAAAUUAUGCAGCUGAUGGGUUUCGUUCAAGGAAGUUGCUUGUAUGCAAUAUGGGGAAUGGAAUCAGGGAAUUAGGCUGUGGAAGGCGAUCGAUGACCUGUAAAGUCAGGAGCUUUUGCUCGUUUGAUUCAUUCCAGCUCAAGUUCUUGCAGGAAACUGGAGAUCCUGCAUUUUCUUAAGCUAAUGUGGAGCAGCCAGGAUGAUAUCUAAUGAUCUUGGGGUUCAGGAAGAAGAAGGCGGGAGAGGGAAGGGUAUGUUUCAGGUUUUGGAUUAACUCAACAACAGUGAAAUGAUUCUUGACUUGAACUCGGUGGAAGCUAAGAUAGAUUUCUAUAUAUAUUCUUACUAUGACUAUUGUACUCAGUACAUUACUGGAGAAUAAUGAAUAAAUCUUUUUGAUGGUUAAUAUGGUUUGAUCGAUUGAUUCUCUACCAGUAUCCAGUCUGAGCUGCUGCUUAUUUAUAUGCAGUGGUGAGACUUGCUACAUUAGAGCCUCCCCCAACUACUUGCUCACUGACUCUCUAUAACUCUGCCGAGAUGUCUCUGUAUCCAUUUGGCUGGUAGAGCAGAUAGAUGGGUGGAUGAUGUGAAGGAAGUGCUGCAAGUCUGCAACUACAUCCAUCUUACCUCCCUGAGCUUUUCUUCCUCCACCACAUCUUGCAAGUUGUGGAAUGUUUCCAAAUCACAUUGUGAAUUACAAUGUGGACAAUUAGGAUUCCAGAGUUCAAGUCUGUAGUGGUUCAUCCAGACCAGUGCUUUGGAAUCUACUAACUUACCGCCGUGGUUUCUUCUAUCAGUCGAGGAUGCUUUGAUAGCAAUUUGAGCUGGUUGAUGAAACUGGUAGAUUCGUCAAUGAUUUGAGUUCAGUUUUGUACAGAGAAGUAAGUCUGGUAGAAGUUAGGUGUUUGAUAUUGUCAUAUUGAAUGAUUGCAGACACCUGUUGUUUUCUUGGCAUUUGCUUGCUCGAGGAACAUUAAUGUUCCUUGGAACUCUUCUUCUUUGUUGCAAAUGUUAUGAGGAGCUCUUGUAUGGUUAUUUAUGAUCUGUAUACAAGUUUCAGACGAGCUCUGCAAAUGGGGAAAUCCAAUUUGACUACUUCCAGUGAAACGUGGUCC
Molecule: messenger RNA, 1907 nt
Organism: Linum tenue
Lineage: Eukaryota; Viridiplantae; Streptophyta; Magnoliopsida; Malpighiales; Linaceae
Source: the annotation of a GenBank genome assembly